CAGAUAGUACAAAGGGAAUUUUGAGAUUUGUUUGUGUGAAAUAAAUAUUGCAAAUUAUGGAGAAUAUACAAGUAAUUACCCAAGAUUUUGUGAACGUACACAUCACAAAAUCUGACUCCGAUUUGGGAGCACCAGUUGAAAGACGUUUCAAAAAAGAAAUAACAGUCUCCGACUUUAAGACAAAGCUGGAACUUGUAACCGGAGGCAAUGCAACCACAAUGAAACUGAAGUUGUUCGACAGUAAAAACAAUUAUUUGUGCGACAUAGACAACAACAAUGCACUGCUCGGGUCGUACCCAAUAGACGACGGGAUGAGGAUACAUGUGGAGGACAAAUUUGCAUUGCUCAGUGAUGUUAGUUCAUCAGACAGUGCAGAAAGAUUCCGACUGUCUGAAGAGGAAUAUGAGAAGAAGGGAGACACGGUGCGCUCAUUCCUGCAGCGGAACAAGCUCGGCAAGUAUAACGAGGAGGAGCUGGCUAAAAUGAAGGAACAGCAGCAGAAGGAAUUGGAAGAGGAAGCAAGACUCGCAGCAGCAGUGCUAGUAGGUUCUCGUUGUGAAGUACGCGUACCAUCGCAGGGCGUACGGCGGGCAACGGUCCGGUACAACGGACCUCUAGAAGGAGCGAAGGGAUUAUGGAUUGGUGUGCAAUAUGAUGAGCCGCGAGGAAAGAACGACGGAGAAGUAAAUGGCAAGCGGUACUUCACAUGUCCUCCCAAAUACGGCGGCUUCGUGAAGCCAGCUUACGUCACAGUCGGCGAUUUCCCCGAAGAAGAGUUUGAUCUCGACGAUGAAAUAUGAUCAGGAUCCACUUUUAUCAGAUUUAGCUUCGCUGUGUACAGUCAGCAGCUAAGGUUGCUAAGCAUGUGAUUUUUUUAUAAUAAGCAAAUAUCUCCAAGCAUUAAAUCCGCCUGUUAUAAUGUUUUAUGUGCAAUUAAGUUUAAAAAUAAAUAAAUAAUAACUGCUCUCUUAAAUAGCAUCCAUCUGUGUACAGUCAACCAAUUGGAACCCUAGGCCACUGUAGAAAUAUAUCAUAGUCAGAUACGCUACGUACGCUAUAAGUCAGAUUGCAAGAAAUCUCUUACUGCUUGUUAUUUUGACAUGGUUGUAGAGUGGCCUAGGGUUCCAAUUGGUUGACUGUACGUACAAGCUUGUUUAUUUAGACCCCAGCAAAAUGAGGUGGAUAAUUGUUUGUCUUAUAAUUAUAGAUGAAACUGUAGAAAUUAAAAAGUUAAUGAACAAGUUUUAAGUUGUCAUCUUAUUGCAAAAUUAAAGUGGUAGGUAGGUACACUUGACACAUUUUUCAUCUAACCUAAAACUGCGCGCUUUCGCAUUAGCUUAGCAACUUUUCUGCGAACUGUAGGUACAUUCAUACAUGUGAUACAUUUGAGGAUUUUUAAUUAAAUGCAUUUAUAUUUCAUAUUAGCUUGCUGGCAAGUUACUCAUACUUACUCUUACUUAGGUUACAAGACGCAAAUACACUUAUGUGGUGAAGUUAUUGUUUAACCAUCAUUUUGUGCUAACCUUAAAAUGCACAGUAAAUAUUUCACAAUUGAUGUCUCUGUAAAAAUCUGGUUUUUACCGUAUUUCUUUGAUGUCAAAAGAAUUUCUAAUUGUUAAUAAUCAUGUUGUGAAUCCAUUCCACAAGGACUAAUUGUCUUUCAAAUUAUACUCGCUUAACUAUUUGUAAAUUCGCUUUGUAAUGUUUAAUUUAUGAAGCACUAUUUUUUUUUAAAUAAAUAUGAUACUAAA
This is a messenger RNA of Leguminivora glycinivorella, 1751 nucleotides long. RefSeq names its product tubulin-folding cofactor B (gene TBCB). NCBI's taxonomy places the organism in Eukaryota, Metazoa, Arthropoda, Insecta, Lepidoptera, Tortricidae. Gene Ontology annotation, molecular function: alpha-tubulin binding; microtubule plus-end binding. The coding region runs from base 57 to 800 and encodes 247 amino acids. Gene Ontology annotation, cellular component: cytoplasm; microtubule plus-end; nucleus. Gene Ontology annotation, biological process: tubulin complex assembly; post-chaperonin tubulin folding pathway; cytoplasmic microtubule organization. The transcript has 5 exons. The record is from RefSeq and is a predicted model, not a curated record.